Messenger RNA from Conger conger (European conger), 4052 nucleotides. It is a transcript of the gene enpp4, whose product is annotated as ectonucleotide pyrophosphatase/phosphodiesterase 4. The record is from RefSeq and is a predicted model, not a curated record. NCBI's taxonomy places the organism in Eukaryota, Metazoa, Chordata, Actinopteri, Anguilliformes, Congridae. The coding region runs from base 356 to 1714 and encodes 452 amino acids. The transcript is spliced from 5 exons.
AAUCAGCUCUGCGACGUCAUACAAGCAUCGUGAGAGGUUUUGUAACUUUUAGUUUUACACUAGCUAGCAACAAUCAACAAGUAGUUGUCUAGCUAUAUCUAAUAUAGGCUAUUACAUUAUAUGAGAGGAAUAUACACGUGUCCGGUCGUAGCGUCGAAAGAGACACGACAGAUCGAACCAUCUCACAACUUCAGCGAAGAAUAAGCCGGAUAAGCCUUAACGAUAACGACCUGUAUUUAUUUCCCCAUCCAGAAAUACAGCACUGUGAUUGGACCGACCGGACGGUCCCUGAAACAUUUGCCUGUGGAGAGGUGAGAGGGCCGUCCCGCAGCAAGUCCCGCCCACCCGUUAGAGGAUGUUACCCAGCAUCCUCCUGUUCCUCUCGGUGGCCCUGGCCGCCGGCGAACGGGCGGGAAACGCCACGGCAACGGGCGCGCCCUUGCUGCUGGUCUCCUUCGACGGCUUCCGGGCGGACUACCUGAAGCGGUACCCCUUCCCCAACCUGCAGCGGUUCUUCUCCGAGGGCGUGCUGGUGGAGGAGCUGCUCAACGCCUUCGUCACCAAGACCUUCCCGAACCACUACAGCCUCGCGACGGGCCUCUACCCCGAGAGCCACGGCAUCGUCGCCGGCAGGAUGUACGACGCCGCCGCGCGGGAGCGCUCCUCCUUCCGCGACCCCUUCUGGUGGAACCAGGCCACGCCCAUCUGGGUGACGGCGCAGGAGGCGGGGCUCAAGACGGCGUCCGCCAUGUGGCCCGGCACGGACGUGGCCAUCCACAACCAGACCGCCACGCACUUCCUGCCCUACGACCCCGACGUCACCUUCCAGGAGCGCCUGGCCAACGUGACUGGCUGGCUGGCGCGGGACGAGGCCGUCCGGUUCGCCACGCUGUACUGGGAGGAGCCGGACCGCUCCGGGCACCGCUACGGCCCGGAUAACGCCACCGAGAUGGGGCGGGUCCUGGCGGAGGUGGACGAGCUGAUCGGUCAGCUGGUGGAGCGGCUGAACAGCUCGGGGCUGUGGGGGCGGGUCAACGUCAUCCUGACCAGCGACCACGGGAUGGCGCAGUGCUCCCGGGAGCGCCUCAUCCGAUUGGACGGCUGUCUGGACCCCGCCAAUUACACCGUGGUGGACCUCACCCCCGUGGGGGCCAUCAUCCCGAUUGGCGACCCUGCGCUGGUUUACCAGGCUCUGAGCGGAUGCCACCCCCACAUGAGGGUCUACCUGAAGGAGGAGAUGCCUGAUAGGCUGCAUUACCAGCACAACGCGAGGAUCCAGCCAAUCAUGCUGCUCGCUGAUGAAGGGUGGACGAUCGUGCAGCACGGGAACCUGCCCCGACUUGGCGACCACGGUUACGACAACUCCCUUCCCAGCAUGCACCCCUUCCUGGCGGCGCGGGGCCCGGCGUUCGGGCGGGGCCGGCGGGUUUCGGGGCUGAGCAACGUGGACCUGUACCCGCUCAUGUGCCAGCUCCUGGGGCUGGAGGGGAGGCCCAACAACGGCAGCCUGGCCCGGGCGCGGUGCCUGCUGGCCGGGGUGAGCUGCCCGGGCCUGGGCCAGAUGGUGGGCCUGGUGGUGGGGGUCCUCCUGGUGCUCAGCACCCUCACCUGCCUCUUCGUCCUCCUCAAGAACAAAAUGGCCGCCGUGGACCGGCCCUUUUCCCGCCUGGAACUGCAGCAGGACGACGACGACGACGACCCUCUGAUUGGCUGAAUGGAGGAGAUUGAGGAGGAGGAGCCAUAAGACUGGCUUCGGAUCCGUCCGCACGACGACGACCCUGUGAUUGGCUGAAUGGAGGAGAUUGAGGAGGAGGAGCCUUAAGACUGGCUUCGGAAUCCGUCCGCACCAGGAAUGGUAGCUAUAACGAUAACUAUAGAUAUGGCCUUUUAAAAAUCGAAACCUAACUGAAGAGUCCACACCUUAACUUCUGCAUAAUGACCGCGAUGGUGACAAAUUGCCUUCAGAGUGAUUUUUUUCUAGCUGCAUAUCAUUUACGCAGAUCAGAAAAUGUUGUACUUUCAUCACUUGCGUGGGUUUCAGUACCUACGUGAGAACAGAUUGUAACCUUGUGUUUCCGUGAGUGAGAAGCUUAAGCUUUUGUCGGAAAUGUCCUAAUUUAGCUCUUAAUUGAUUUAUAGUAAUUAGUAAAUUAGACGAACAACAAGAGGUUGGAAAGUAGUUCCUUCCUCUGAAAAAAGUCUACAGGAAAUAAAGACUCCAGCAUCAUAUUUACACUUUCAUAUUUACACUCCUUCAUAUUAGACCCAGUAAGACAUAGGAUGAAAAAUGUACUUGAAUUAAAUGAUUUUAUCACCAUGGCAACAAGCAGGACAGGGCGUCAUUUUACAAUAAGGGCACAUUAACUGGCAUUAACUAAUAUAGUUGAUAACAUUAAUUAAUUGGUGUACAAAUACAUUAAGCAUGAAAUAUGUAAUAUCAUUAAUGUAUUUAAUGUAUUAACUCGUGUAACAUGAGCAAACUAUAGGAUAAACUUUAAAUGUGUUAACCAUUAACACAUACAUCAGCAGUUUUUCCUUCCAAUUAUUAACUAAUGUUGCUGUUAACAUGAAUUAAUAAUGUACAAAUACAUAAACAAAGCUGUACAUUUUAAAUUCCCAGUAGUUGGUCAACAGCCAAUGCCAAUUCAUGUAACCUUAUUGUAGUUAAAAUAAAAUAACACGCCGUCUUCAUGCCACAGACAAACCAAACCGAACAGGACUAGCAUACACUGUUCUUGUACUAUGUUGCUACUUUUCCUGUAAGAAUGUUUGAUAGCUACACACAUCCUGUCCACACAUACUUCACUUUUUCCAAAAAUGGCACAAAUGACACUUUAUAGGGCCCCGCCCCUCUCUGUACGGCUUGGUACUGAGGCUUGAGGUCCAGGCCAGCGGUGGUAUUUAUUGUGUCCGGUUCCUGAACGCUUGUCGUGUUUGCGUGUCGAGUGGCUUCGUAGCUCAGUGCUGCGGAGGGACAACGAUCUCUCGUGGCGAUGCAGCGGUGGUAAAAGCGGCCUUUUGCAGUAAAGUGUAGCGGCGCUGUACGAAUGUAGCCCAGCCGCUUUGAAGCGACGCUGAGGCUGUACGAUCUUAAAAAGGGAGAGAAUGGGGCCACACGUGUGGCACAGUCCAGCUCUUAAGCAAUACGCAAGGUCCUGUGUGGCAGCGGGUUUGAGUCCCCCACCGUGGAACUUUCUUCACUGUCUGUUACCUUCUCUGCUGUACUGUAUGUAUAUUUUUUUUUAAAAAGAGCUGUUACUUAUUUGUUGAAAAGUGGAAAAAAGUUCAAGUUUCAUUUUCUGGAUUGAUGUGGGUUAAAUUAAAUAAUUUAAAGGUAUUUUUUGAUAUGUGAUCUUGGUCAAAGCUAUGCAAAGAACUGUUUCUAAGGGUUAGGGUUAUCGCAUUUGUAACUUUUUUAAUUGUAAGAAAAUGGCACCAAAGUUUUUUUGGCUUGUUGUGGUUUUGGUUGGUGUGCUCAGUUUUUUGUUUACUGUCUGAAAUAACUUUCUGUCUUUUUGAAUAAUCAAUCAAAACCUUUUACUUGACAUUUAUUUAUUUGCUUGAAGGUUGCAUUGCAGGUACAUUUCUUGCUCUAUUGUAGAAGGUAAAGCCUUCUCCCCAGGAAUAUUGGGUGUAUAAAAUCCACACAGUUGAAUUUGAUAAGGGAACUGGUAUCACAGACGCAUAUUAAGUCUAAGUCCUAAACAAAAUAAAAUUUUGCUUGAUUCUCCAUAACUCAGGACAAAGCUUAAGCUGUGUCUAUAAUACCGGCCCUAUAUUACACAAGUCCAGAGCCGGUUUCUCUAUGGUCCUGGUGAACACACAAAUACUGCUGUAUGGAUGCAUAGUGAACACAUCAAUAUUUCUGUAUGAGUGCAUAUUUGCAUGUCUGACAUUGUGAAGUAGUACCUUUUUUUUUUUACUGCUAUUUCAAAUAGAAUGAAAAGAUGAGAAAUGUGUUCAAUCUCUUGAGAUUCACUGGAGAAUUAAUUGUGCAGUGUGCCUGUAUAUUUCGCCUAAAUGGAAAUAAAAUCUUUGAAAUAAUUUCUUAA